AUGUUGCUUGUUUUCUUGAUUAUUAUACUUAUAUUCACCUCACAGUUCGAGUGGAAGCAACCACUUGUGGCUGAAGUUGAGUUGAAUCCCAGUGUAGCUCAAAAGCAGCGUCAUGUUUCUAAUGCUCAAGAAACUGUUAAGGAGAAGAUUAUUUUAGUGCAAGAGAAGAAUAUUCGAAGACUUAAUGAACUUGUGCGGCAUCUUCAGGAACAACUGCAGCAGUGUAAAGGAAGCAAUGGAACUAUAAAUAGCACUGUUGGCCCUCUAACUGAGCGGAUUCUUGAGCUUGAGCGACAACAAAUUUUAGAGGAUUAA
Messenger RNA from Vicia faba (fava bean), 315 nucleotides. The record is from the annotation of a GenBank genome assembly. NCBI's taxonomy places the organism in Eukaryota, Viridiplantae, Streptophyta, Magnoliopsida, Fabales, Fabaceae.